CAGUCGCAGCGUCCAGAUUCAAACUUGUCGGCGGUUAAGAAGAACGGCAGCAAGCGAGGAGGGCACAAGGCAUACAGAAACGAACUAAAAUUAAACUAAAUACAAGAUGUCUAAGACUUUGAAAGGAAUCACGCUGAAGGGGAGUGCAGAACUCGUUGCUGAGUUUUUCUCGUUCGGUAUCAACAGUAUCUUGUACCAGCGAGGAAUCUACCCAGCAGAAACCUUCACCAGAGUUACACAAUAUGACAUGAGCCUUCAACUGACCACAGAUGCAAAGCUGAAGAACUACCUCACCAAUGUCAUCUCACAACUCAAAGAAUGGUUGUUUGAUUGCACAGUUCAGAAGCUGGUGGUGGUCAUCACAUGCCUGGAGACUAAUGAGGUGCUGGAGCGAUGGCAGUUUGAUAUUGAGUGUGACAAGACGGCAAAGGAGAGCAGCGCACCCAGGGAGAAGUCCAUAAAAGCUAUCCAAGAGGAAAUCCGUUCUGUUAUCAGACAGAUCACUGCCACAGUCACCUUCUUGCCGUUGUUAGAAACCGCCUGUGCUUUCGACCUUCUGAUCUACACAGACAAAGAUCUUGAGGUACCUGAGCAAUGGGAGGAAUCUGGGCCUCAACUAAUUGACCAAUCAGAAGAGGUCCGCUUGCGUUCCUUUACUACUACUAUUCAUAAGGUGAAGAGUAUGGUGGCCUACAAGAGGACAAACUCCACAUGAUUUCUCUUUUUUUAUAUUGUGUUCUGGUCUAUUUUUUUUUUUGUGUUUUGUGUUCAACUUUCCAGCCUUGUGUAUAUAUCUAUAUAAAGCUCAUUUCUUAUUUGUUGUAAUUUUAAAGAAUGUAUUUCCUAAUUCAAAAAAUACAUUUCUUGUUUCCAAGAUUGUAUUCUUGAUUUGUUUCUUUGAUAUUUUGCAGUAGUUAUUCUCUAGAUGGCGACAAAAUCUAGGUUUACUUUUCCUUGUGUGAAUUGCACAGAGCGUGUUAAGAACGCAUCUGGGUCUGUUUUUCAACCCAAAUCCAAGAGACUUUGUUUCCUUUAAUAUUAGGCAUAAUCUUUUUUACUACUGCAUUAUUAGUACUGCAUUGUUAUGGCAAUAUUGGUUCUACCUUUAAAAAAAAAAAAAAGUAAAAACUAUACCUACAUAAUGAUUCUCAUAACUGUAUGGAGAAUCAUCAUUGAUAAUUGCAAAUGAAAACAUACAUGCUAUGUAAUGUUUUAAGAUAAGCCUUGUAUGAGGACUGAAUCUACUUAAACCACAUGCUUAGUGUAGCUCUUAUAUUUAGUGAAGGUUUUUUAUUUUGUAUAGCAGUGUUGCAUUAAUUACCAACAUUGAAAAGAGUGUAGAAGGGUGACACAAAUAAAGGGGAGUAGUGUCUCAAUUAUGUAAAUUUGGAGCAGAAUAAAGGAUGUAAAUGUGUUUCAUCUGAAGCAGGGUGGCACAUUCUGCUUUGAACCUGUCA
This is a messenger RNA of Cyprinus carpio (common carp), 1457 nucleotides long. RefSeq names its product mitotic spindle assembly checkpoint protein MAD2A-like. Gene Ontology annotation, biological process: mitotic spindle assembly checkpoint signaling. The record is from RefSeq and is a predicted model, not a curated record. Gene Ontology annotation, cellular component: cytoplasm; kinetochore; nucleoplasm. NCBI's taxonomy places the organism in Eukaryota, Metazoa, Chordata, Actinopteri, Cypriniformes, Cyprinidae.